CACCGUGUUCGCUGGUGGAACUUUUUGGGAAGCAGAAUUUGAUUGAUACUGCUAAUUGGAUUACAUUUUUACCUUCCGAUAAGGAACCGUGGCUUAUAUCGAUGUGAAUUGGUUGUCUGCAACACAAACAAUAUGUCCUGCAACGUAGAAGAUAUGAGUUGGUCAGAUGCCCGGAACUUGCUGCGGAAGUGGCGUGACGAUAACGAACGAAAGAGUGACGAUGUAAUGCAACUGUGGGAUAAUGUACUGUCCUCCAAACAAAGCAAGCUAGGCAACGAACGUCACCUGGUGCUGGAACAGGUGAUCAUUGCUGCCCUCGAUUGUAACCGCAUUGAGACGGCGGAACACUGCGUGAGCAUCCUGUCGGCCGAGUUUCCCGGCAGCCUUCGCAUACAGAAGUACCGAUCCAUGCUUCUAGAAGCGUUGGAACGGUACGACGAUGCGCUGGACGAGCUGGAACAGAUCAUUCGGAAGGAUGAAACGAAUGCUGCACCGCGGAAGCGCAAAGUGGCCAUUCUGAAAACGCAGGGUCGCACUAACGAAGCAAUCAAGGAGCUAUGCGAUUACAUGAAAAUUUUCAUGUCCGACCAGGAGGGUUGGCAUGAGCUGUGUAAUUUGUAUCUGGCGGAAGGUGAAUAUGCGAAGGCGGCAUUCUGCAUGGAGGAGCUACUGCUGCACAAUCCGCAUAGUCACCUCAUCCAUCAGCGGUUGGCUGAUAUACGGUACACAAUGGGUGGCAUCGAGAAUAUCGAGAUGGCUAAAACACACUACUGCAAAGCUGUAAAGCUGAACGUUAACAAUCUGCGGGCCUUGUAUGGUUUGUUUUUGUGCUGUGGCCACAUUUCAAACUCGAAAGCCGUGGUGGGCAAAAGAAAGGAGGCUCAGAAGCUUGCUCAAUGGGCAAUGGCACAAAUUCAGUCGCGAACACAUUCCGCGACGAAAGAAGAUACCAAAGCUGCCCACAAAAUGGGCAAAAGUAGAACCGCCGGAUGUGAUGACGAGCUGCAAGCGCUCGAACAAGCAUUCGGGGGUUUGGAGGUAGGAAAAAGCACUAAUUGACCAUCUGUUGUAACGUUGCUCAUCCAACACUAUUUAAGCCGCAUUCUGGAAUGUGCUUUUACACCAAUUACAACAUCCCAGUCGGGCAGUUUCUUCGUCAACAUUUUCGAGCGCCGCUACAGCUAGAAAUGUCCCUUUAAAAUGAUCGUCAGUUUUAGGUGUUAGUUUGGUAUGAUUAGGUUGAACACUGGUGACGGCAACAAUAAACGAUGGAAACUGUUGGAAGCUUUUGGAGGUACUGAAUAAUCGAUUUAUUGAUACAAAUAUACAGGCUUGGCUUUUACAGGGAAUGUCCAAUCGGCGGUGUGUUAGCUUUGGAGAUAUCCAUUGCUUUAUUAUCGAACUGUAUCAGAAUUACGACGUAGGUACUGAUGUACCCGAUAACCUACAAUUGAACAAACAAAACCUGAAAUAAGCCCACCAAUAUAUUCACGAUUUCACUUGCGUGUAUCUUACAGAAGCAUACACAGGCCAAU
Anopheles moucheti is the source of this 1535-nucleotide messenger RNA. RefSeq names its product ER membrane protein complex subunit 2-A-like. Gene Ontology annotation, molecular function: protein binding. Lineage: Eukaryota; Metazoa; Arthropoda; Insecta; Diptera; Culicidae. The transcript is spliced from 4 exons. Gene Ontology annotation, cellular component: EMC complex. Gene Ontology annotation, biological process: protein folding in endoplasmic reticulum. Bases 133 to 1059 code for a protein of 308 amino acids. The record is from RefSeq and is a predicted model, not a curated record.